This is a messenger RNA of Boleophthalmus pectinirostris (great blue-spotted mudskipper), 1954 nucleotides long. RefSeq names its product coagulation factor IX. NCBI's taxonomy places the organism in Eukaryota, Metazoa, Chordata, Actinopteri, Gobiiformes, Gobiidae. Gene Ontology annotation, molecular function: serine-type endopeptidase activity; calcium ion binding. The transcript is spliced from 11 exons. Bases 61 to 1644 code for a protein of 527 amino acids. Gene Ontology annotation, cellular component: extracellular region. The record is from RefSeq and is a predicted model, not a curated record. Gene Ontology annotation, biological process: blood coagulation; proteolysis.
UGUCAAUAUUUGAGACCAAGGAUCAGCAGCUCUGACGGUGAGAUUCAGUUUGAUCCAAAAAUGAGACUGAACCAAACUCUGUGUCUCCUGCUCUGCUCCCAACUCAUCCACUGCAACGUGUUCGUGGAGCGGGUCGGGGCGCUGCAGUUGCUCUCUUCUGCCCCCAGGAGGCGUCGGGCCAACGCUCGUCUGCUGGAGGAGGUUCUUCCUGGAGACUUGGAGCGAGAAUGUUACGAAGAAACCUGCUCCCAGGAAGAAGCCUACGAGAUCUUCCAGACCCGAGAGAAGACGUUGGAGUUCUGGUACAGAUAUAAAAGUGUGAGCCGGUGCAGGUUGAGUCUGUGUUUAAAUGGGGGACUCUGCACUUUGGACCAGGGACACGUCCAGUGUCUGUGUCCCCCCCAGUACCACGGCCCCCUGUGUGAGACAGAGCGCAGGAAGUGCUCCUUCAAAAACGGCGGGUGUGUGCAGUACUGCUCGGACCUGCCGGGGGGCGCCGGGGUGAAGUGCGGCUGUGCUGAAGGAUACAAACUCAACCAGGACGGACUCACCUGCAGCCCGACAGUGGAGUUUCCUUGCGGUCGACAACAAAACCAGGGGUGGAUCCGGACCCGGUCUCUGUUGCUCCCAGAUCACAACCAGGACCAGAACUGGACUCAAGACGAGGACUGGAACCGGACUGAGACCUGGAACCGGACCUGGACUCUGGAGCCUGUGAAUCCCUCUUGGGCGGAGCCUGAGGGGAACGUGACCUCUGACCUGAGAUCUGGGCGGGGCCAGGGGGAGGCGCGGAUCGUGGGCGGGGCUCUGGAGGUGUUGGGAGGAAGUCCGUGGACGGUUCUGAUCCGGAGGGAGGACGGGUUCGGGUUCUGUGGUGGAACCCUGGUGUCGGAGCGGUGGGUCCUGACUGCUGCUCACUGCUUCCAAGAGACGAAAGCCCAUCACAUCACUGCAGGUGACGUGGAUAAGAUGCGUCCGGACCCCGGGGAGCAGAAGGUGCUGGUGCAGAAGGUUCUGGUCCAUCCUCAUUUCCACGACUUCACGUUGGACAGUGACGUGGCUCUGAUCCUCCUCAAGACCCCGGUGCUCUUCAGCUCCUCCAGCCUCAGCGCCUGCCUCCCAGACCCGCACCUGUCCACCUACCUGCUGCGGAAGGACGUUCAGGGGGUGGUCUCCGGUUGGGGCACCACUCAGUUUCUUGGGCGCAGUUCUCGUUUCCUGAGGAAGGUGACGCUGCCCGUGGUGAGCUACGAGACGUGCAGCGGGUCUACGGAGCAGGUCAUCACUGAUAACAUGUUCUGUGCCGGGGUGGCGGACGCGUCGCGGGACUCGUGCAGCGGCGACAGCGGGGGGCCCUUCGUGGUCCACUUCCGGGGCACGUGGUUCGUGACGGGCGUGGUGAGCUGGGGCGAGCAGUGCGCCGCCCGCGGGAAGUACGGCGUCUACGCUCGGGUCGGACACUUCCUCGGCUGGAUCCGGGAAACCAUGGCGACGGAAGAGAGGAGGGAGGAAGAGGAGGAGGAGGAGAGGAGGAGGAGGGACCGGGCUCUGAACCAAACCCAGACCCAAGACCAGAACCAAGACCCGGUCCAUAAAUCCCAGAGUCUGAAUCAAACCAGACACAACGAGACUGUGAAUCCUUAAAGACGAUAUUUAUUUGCGCGGAGCUUUAAAGACGAGAAUGUGACUCUGUGAAGUAAAAACUUUAAAGUUUCAAAUCACUAUUUUCAUUUUAUUGGAUAUAAAGUAAAACAGCAGAUUCACAGGUUUGAUAAAUUUAUAAAAAUAAACUUUCAUUUUUGCUGCUUCCAUAAAUGUGCCGAGUCUGUGGAAGAUUAUUUGUUCCAUAAGAUUUCGAUUAUUUUUUUUUUUUUAACUUUCAUCGCCUCAGAUCAAUUUACAUCAACACCUUCACACAAUUUAUAUAUUUACUCUUUUUUCCCUCUUUUUUCUA